CUCAGUGUACACGAUGUGGUAAAGUGAACUGCGAUGUGUCACUGACUUGCUGCUCUGGUGAAUGAAAUUACUGCAUAUUUCUGAUUCCUCGGGGCAGCAACCGUGAGUCAAGAUGGUGUUCGAGUCUAUUAUCACCGAUCUUAUGAACAAAUACCUGGGUGAUUUCGUGGAAAACCUUGACAAGUCACAACUAAAACUGAGUAUUUGGGGAGGUGAUAUUGUACUACAGAAUCUUGACCUCAAAGAGAGUGCAUUGGAUGAUUUAGAUUUACCGAUUAAAGUGAAGUCUGGGCACCUUGGUAAGCUGACACUCAAGAUACCAUGGAAAAGUCUGUAUUCCUCACCUGUUGUCGCUAACAUUGAUGGGCUCUAUGUACUAGCAGUGCCAAACAUAGAUAUCAAGUAUGAUGCUGAGAAAGACGCCAAACAGAAGGAGGAAAAAAAACAAAAAGAACUUGAAAAAGUUGAACAAGCAAAAGAGUUGGCCAGGCAGAAAGAAAAAGGAAAAUCGAAGGAACAAAAAGCUGACUCCUUUGCUGAAAAGAUGGCAUUCCAGAUUGUGAAGAAUUUACAAGUACAGAUUAGUAAUAUUCACGUGAGAUAUGAAGAUAAGUACACCAAUCCUGAGUCACCAUUUGCUGUGGGUGCAACACUACAUGAUUUGUCUUUCCAGACUUGUGAUGCGAACUGGAAGAAAUGUCUCAUAGACUCGGCGUCAAACAUGAUAUUCAAGCUCAUUGAAUUGGACUGUUUAGCUUUAUAUUGGAAUACCAAUUCCAGACUUUAUAGUGAUUUACCGAGGUCACAACUUCAGAAUGUUUUGAAAGGUGGCAUUGCUGCUCGUGAGAAAAACAUACCACCCUAUGACUACAUGAUAAAACCGAUAUCCAUGAAGUCUCAGCUAAGAAUUAAUCCUAAACCGGCAUCUGAUUUAGAAACACCAAAGGUUUAUUUCAACCUAAUCUUGGAAGAAAUUGCUGUGUCAUUUUCAAAAAAACAGUUUCGUGACACUAUGGAAAUGUUAGAAUCGUUUGAAAGGAUGUCAAGAAAUGAACCCUAUCGGAAAUAUAGACCCAGUGUGCCACUAAAAGGACAUGCUAAAGAAUGGUGGCAUUAUGCCCAGUCUAGUAUAUUAGAAGAGACAGUGAAACGGAGAACAAGUAUGUGGUCAUGGUCUAGUAUGAGCAAACAUAGAGAACUGGGUAAACAGUACAAAGAAGUGUGGAAAGAAAAACUAAAAACAAAAAAGCCAACAAAGAAGUUACUGGACACUAUUAAUAGUUAUGAACAGCACUUGAAUGUUUUCAACAUCGUGCUGGCCAGGCAGCAAGCCGAGACUGAGGUCGCCAAAUCGGGGAGUAAAGUGACGAAAAGUAAAUCCGAAGAGAAGGGCAAAAGUAAAGGGUGGUUCGGCGGUUACUUUGGUGGCAAGAAGAAAAAAGAAACAGAAGAAACGGAAGAAAAUAAAUAUAAGAGCCAAUUUGCUGAGGCAAUGUCACCUGCAGAGAAAGCGAAAUUGUUUCAAGCAAUCGGAUACAGUGAAAGCGGCGCUGAAGAUCCAACUUUCCCAGUUGACUAUAUUGGUAUGAAGCUUCAUUUUACGUUAAAAAAGACGUCAUUACAGUUACGCGACACUGACCUCAAACAGCCAGAUAUUGUCAAGGUAGUUGUUGACGACUUGUACGCAUCACUACAGCAAAGACCUUCUGGCAAUGCAAUUAGGUUGGAAUCCAAGAUUGAUUCCUUCAGUGUGUUCGGUGCUCAGCAUGAAAAUGGUGAAAUACCACAGAUGGUGAAGUCCCAGAAAGGAGAUGGCGGGUCAGUUCUGUCCCUGUUAAAUUUACAAGUAGAAACCAAUCCCUUAGAUGGCAAAGCAGAUCAAAGGAUAACGGUUACAUCAAGACCACUGGAAAUUAUCUAUGAUGCCGUGACAAUCAACCAUGUUGCUGAUUUUUUCAAAACACCAGAAGAUGUGCACCUUAGCGAGCUUCAAGCUGCUGCAAUGUCUACUUUGGAUACAAUAAGGAACCAGAGUGCUACUGGUAUGAACUAUAUGAUUCAGUCUCGUAAAGUCACUGAUAUCAGCGUGGACAUCAAAGGUUCCUACGCUAUCAUACCAGAGAAUGGAAUAUAUGACAGUUCUGCAUCUCUGAUAAUUGCCAACUUGGGUGAUUUUAAAAUGCAAAGCCUACAAGCAGAUAAAUUGGCUGAGUGGAGACGACAGCAAUGUGUACCAAUAGAAGACUUACUGAAUAAAGCAUACGAUAAAUUCAGUUUAAAACUACAGAGUGUGCAGGUUAUACUGGCCAAACCAGGUGAAGAUUGGAAGGCAGCCAUAUUGGAGCCUAAAUCGGCCUUACAUGUCUUGCAACCGACUGAAUUGAGUGUGGAACUUCAUAAAUGUAUGCUGACCAAUGACACUCGAGUACCACAGGUUAGGAUAGUUGGUGAACUUCCGCAGUUAAACGUCCAAAUCUCCGAUCAGAAGAUCCACGAAUUGAUUAAAAUUGCUGAUAGUAUUCCAUUACCUAAAAGUGACAGCCCAUCACCUUCUGCAUCUCAGAAAAUGGCUGCGACAGUUCCUGAGCAGCUUACAGCUGGAUAUGAAGUCCACGCUCCAACUAAUCUGAAAAUAGCCGGCCAUCAAGACGUUGAUGUUGUUCUGGAAUCCGACAGUGAUACCGAAAGCACUGUGUGUGAUGAUUUCUUUACACCGGCACAGAGCGAAGAAGACAUGAUCCAGAAGUUUGGCAAGGAGGGGCCGUUGGACCAGCUAACACAGUUAGAAUUAAACUUUGAAAUUAAAGAGGUACGUAGCAAAUCUGGUAACCAUGGCGAUAGUGAUGAUGAUGAUAAUGAUGAUGAGUUUUACGAUGCUUGCAAGAAUGAGAAUGAGAUGGUUGCUAGGCAUGGCAUUGACUUUAAUGAUAAGUGUCGUCGUAAGAUGCUAACUCAGAAAAGAUUUCAGGAGAUGCGGGCACAACUCGUUUCUUUGUAUCUGAAAUUGAACAUCACUGAGGUCGCGUUGAAUGUGUCACGUUUUAAAGACAAUAAAGAAAUUCCAUUGAUUGGUAUAGCGGUACAGAAUCUUGGCACUGAAGUAACAAUCAGGACGUUUGAUAUUAAUGUGGCUGCUUUCGUGGGCAGUAUAACUGUCGAACAUAAACACUUUACAGCUCCUGGUGGUGCUGGACCGCUCUAUCUUGUUAGUACGCCAACAAGUUUCAAACAAGAAGAUAAUUUAUUAUCUGUACACUAUAAAAAGGCGGAUAAAAAGAGCCCAGAAUUUUAUACGACAUACGAGAAAACAGAACAAAGUAUAAUAGUCUCAUUUACAGCGCUCGAAGUCGUAGCUCAUUUAUCGGCCAUCUUGGGACUGCUAGAUUUUGUAGAUACUGUAGUGCCGAAAAGUGACGAAGUCAGCAAAGAACCAGAUGUUGUGGAUGAUGAGGGUUACAUAAGCGAUGAUGAAAAAAAACAAAAACGUCAGCGUUACACACGUCCAGAACCAAGGUCAGAGAUAGAUGUCAAAGUCAUGGCUGAUUUAGACACAGUGUCUUUAGUUAUAUGCAGUGACGCUGGAAUAGUCGCAACAGCCAAGGUUAACGGUUUGAAAGCUGGGGUUAUGGUGCAGAGACAUCAGACAAGAAUAGAGGCUUCCUUGAAGGAUAUCGCUAUACAUGAUCCAAUGCCUAAUGCUGCUUACCCCAAGAUUCUCUCCAUCAAAGACGCUGAAGUAUUUCAUCUGAAUAUUGUAGCUCAUAACAGCGCCACCGUUGGAGAAUGGUACUCUGAUAUGAGCUCUGUGGAUACGGAAAUAGAACUCAACUUAGGGAGAAUUGACAUUGUGUUCCUCAAUAAAUUUGUCAUGGAAAUACUGGAUUUUAUCGAUCAUUUCCAAGCGGCGAAAGAUGCAGUCAAAGAUGCCAGUGCGUCUGCAGCAAGUACUGCUGCUGCCAAAGUGCAGAACUUACACGAACGAAGCGCUAGAGUUGUACUCGACAUAACCAUUCAGGCACCGCUGAUUAUCAUACCACAGAAUUCGCUGUCAUUGAAUGCCAUCAUUGCUGAUCUUGGCGUGCUGACAGUCAGUAAUAGUUUUAGUAUUGCGGGUGAGAACACUGAUAAGUACAUUCCACCUAUUGUAGACACAAUGAUAGUAAAACUCAGCAGUGUCAAGUUAGGCAGAGUCAGAAUGGAAGAAAAUCGGAUCAAGUCGGAAGUCAGUAUAUUGGAACCAGUUGAUAUCAUUAUUGAAAUUAAACGAAAUUUAGCUGCAUCCUGGUACCAUCAAAUACCAGAUAUAGACAUUGGUGGGAAAAUACCCGCUAUGAAGGUCGCUUUAGGACAGGAUGACUUCACCAUGGUGAUGGCAACAUUGGAUGAGAAUCUUCAAGAAGGUCAGAAAGAGAAACCAAAGAAGGCACCUACUGAGCCAACAGUCAAACCAACUGAUGAGAAAAAGAGAAGAGGCUCAACUAAAGGAACAACUAUCAUUGAAAUAACACCAAAAUCUAAAGCAGUGUGGACCAAGCUAAUAUUCAAUUUUUACAUUGAAAGUAUUUCAGCUGCUUUGUUUACUGGUAAAACUGACCUGAUGUCCGGUAUUGGAAUUGUUGAUAGAAAUCCAGACAGUGGUCUCAGCAAAGUAGAUUUGUGUAUGGUGGGUGUGGAUGGUACCAUGUGGACGGAUGAUUCUAUGCAUGUGUUACAACCAUGUACGAUAAGCCUACACCUUUCACAGCCUACAAACGAAGGACAACACAUUGACAUCGCUGUAACUGAGAUAGCAUUAAGUGCUUCGCCAAGAAUUAUACAAACCAUGUCAGCCAUUGCUGCAAGUAUGAAACCACCCUCUGAGCCGGAUGAGGAAGAAAAAAGAAAAGCUAAAGAAUCUAUACCUGUUGAUUUAUGGACUGUUAAACAUCUACAAGACUGUAACUUCUGGUUUCUCAAGGAAGCUAAACCAAUUGAUGACGAUUUUGUGCUGGAUCCAUGUGAUCUUCUUGAGGAAGACACACCAGUGGAAACAAGAGGAGACCAAUUAUUGAUGAAGAUUGAAAAGAUACGUUUGACAUUAGAGGCCGGGAUAGGGACACAGACCUUACCUAUGAUCAUGCUAGAAGCAAAUGUAACAACUGAAGUCAAAGAUUGGACAUCUAAGUUGUAUGUCUCCAGUGAUAUCAGUAUGGACGUCAGUUAUUAUAACAUUGGUAUGGCUGAAUGGGAACCAUUAUUGGAACCUGUCGAGGUGGUUGGCGGUCAUAGACCAUGGGAGCUCAAUAUUGAGGUAAAGAAGAAUGAGGAGGAAAAUGGUGGGUCAGAAGACGACGAUUCCACGAUUGAUUUAGCAUUUGCUCUCCCAGUAAUGACUGUUUCAAUAUCGUCCAAUGACAUUUUAGAACUGACAAUGACAAAGAGCUGUAUUUCACUGUUAACCAAUCUGGGCAAGGCAUUUGGUGAAGCAGUCGACCAACCAUCAUCAAAAUCCUCAAGGAAAGUUGGUGAUGUAAUCCCACCGUUUAUUGUGAAGAAUUGUCUCGGUAAAGAUAUUACUGUUGAGCCUGGAUCUGUCUUUGAGGAGAGUAAAGAAUCUAACGGUAGAAUUGUUAUGAAACCGGAACAAAAACUUCCCCUGAAUCCCAGUACAGCGGUCAAGUCACUUCUUAGCAAGCGGUCAUUCCUCAAAAAAGACCUCUCUGACAUGAGAAGGGAAAUAUCUGUACAGGUAAAAGAUUUCAAAGAAAUCUUCAACAUUCCCAUCCAUAGAGCGGGUAGACGGCUGUACAAUCUUCAGCAAACGGAAGGCUAUCCUCACAUCUUGUACUCUAUUGUUAUUGAUGUGGAGGCAGAUAUGGGCAGUAAAAUUGUCAACAUCAGGUCACCUCUAAGGGUACAUAAUCAUAUGCCAUUUGCGAUGGAUCUGUACAGCACUGGUAGUAGCAAUGAAAUGAUGCAUUUUGGUAGUGUUGGUGCUAAUGAACUUGGCACUGUUCCAUUGGUCCCGUCACAUGGACAAAAUAUCUUUGCCAAACCACAUGAUAUGCAUUACCGUUUGUGCGAUUCAGGGAUUUCCUGGAAAAAAUCCUGGGAUCUCAAAGAGACUGGCAAGCCUAAUUUUGUAUAUAGAUGUUCUUUUGAGAAACCUGGCCAUGCACCGUACUAUUUCACAGUAUCCAUUGAGAAAGAUGAAUAUACUUAUAUUAAAGGAUCCUUAGAUAAAACGCCCACCUACACUUUGCAUGUAUUGCCGACUGUAAGAGUCAAAAACUUGCUACCAGUUAAAAUGAAGUGUGUAGUGCAGGAUGCAGCUGAUGAAAUCUCUUUGGGUGAAGGUGAAGUCAAACCAUUGUUUAAUGCCGACCUUGGUAAAGUUUUGGAACUCAGAAUUCCUGACUAUCUUGAGAAAGAAUGGACAGCCAAGAUGACAUUAAGAAAUGGAAUGAAAGAAUUAUCUGGAUUGAAAUUUACAGCUUAUCAGGGAACACAGGAAGUGACAGUAGAACUGGGCAUAUUUGUAGAUUACAAUAAAGGUUUCAAAGACAUGGCUGUGUAUGCCCCGUACUGGAUGGUCAAUAAAACAGGCUUACCGCUGUCAUAUAGGGGUACUGAUGAUAAGAAUAUCACUUUUCAUCCAGAGAGCAUGGAGGAACCAGUGUUAUUUGCAUUUCAUAAACAGUUACUAGGGAAGAAAAUGGCAUCUCUCAAAGUCUUAGACUCUGAUUGGUCGAACAAGUUCUCUCUGGAUACAGUGGGUAGUUCUGGUGCAAUAACCUGCAAGACAAAGGAAAUGAACUACGAGAUUGGAGUCAAGAUACACCUGACACACGCAGCACUGACUAAAGUUGUGACGUUCACGCCAAUGUACCUUGUAGUGAAUCAUGCCGAGUUUGCAAUGUCAGUGUCUGAAGAGGAGACCGAUGAAUGGCGUGAGAUACCUCCAGGAGAGUGUGUUCCGUUAUGGCCGGUAUCAAAGAACAAGAAGGAACCCAAAUUACGAUUGAAAAAAUUGGAAUCUGAUGUUGUCUCAGAUCCAUUUGUAUUCACUAAGCCUGGGAGUGUGUUACUUCAAGUAGAUGACCCAAAGGUUGGUGGUGUUGGUGUGUUAAUCAACGUCAGUGAUUGGUCGAACAUUAUCUCACUAAAUGCCUAUCAUAGAGGCGCUGCCACAGUUCAGAUAAUAAAUCAUUGUACUGACACUAUGGUGCAAUAUAAACAAUCGGGCCAUGUUACAACAAAGGCAAUUGGUCCAAAAGAGGCUGUUCUGUAUACAUGGCAAGACCCCUGUGGGAAGAAAGAACUGUCAUGGGCCAUUGACAAAACAACCAAGAGGGAUGCUUUGAUAACGAAUUACAUUGCUAAUCACAUUCACAUAUUUCUUAGCCUGGAUGUUCCAUGGAAAGCACCAAUAACACCACAGGAUGGUAUUGGUGAAGUGGAUACAGUUGAUGGUAGAUGUUACUGGAUCUCUUUUCUAGAUGGUAUGCAGAGAACUUUGAUGUUUACGGAGGAUCUACUUAUUGCCACGGUAGCACAACAGGCUGGUGAGUUAGAACAAGCAGAUAUGGAGAUAUUACUAUCAUUACAAGGUAUUGGCAUGUCCUUAGUAAACAAUCAAACUGGUAGUGAGAUACUUUAUAUGGGAAUAACAAGCUCUGGUAUAAUGUGGGAAUUCCAGAAAAGGCGAAGAUGGAAAUCUCUUACAAAUAAACAGAAUCAAAUAUUGGAAACUGCUUUCCAGAACUUGCAGACACAGUUAGCAGUCGGUAAAGUAGUGGCUCAAGGUCCACAGACACUUGAAGGCAACCUAGAGGUUGACUUUUUCGCGAUGAAGAUGUUGAAACCCAACAAGCGUAAAAUACGCAGGACGUACGCGCCAGGUAUCUGGGCUUCGUACAAGGCAUCCGAACAUCAAUUACAGCUACAUGCCAAGAUUAACAGGCUACAGAUUGAUAACCAGCUGCCAGCGUCUGUCUUUCCAACUGUACUUGCUCCAGUACCACCACCAAAGUCUGUUUCUGCUGAAAGUGAACCAAAGCCAUUUAUAGAACUGAGUAAUAUGACCAGAUAUGGCCAACACACACAAAUAAAACAGGUGAAAUACUUCAAGCUACUGAUCCAAGAAAUGCAUGCUAAGGUUGACCAAGGAUUCCUGAAUGCAUUAAUGUUAAUGUUUGAAAGUGAAGAACCAACACCUGAACAGGAGUUGGAGUAUUUUGAGGUUGAUGUAGAGAAGACAGCUAGUAAGUUGAAAGAUAGUCAAGAAGUGCAAACAGUUAUGGGAGAAGAUAGAAACUUUUAUGACAAUCUACAUUUACUUGGUUUCUUUGAACGUCAACACCAGUUCUAUACAACAAAUGAGUUGACAGGUGAAGGGAUUAAACAUUACUCCAGUCAGGCAAUCAAGCAAGCAUACGUGUUGGUAUUAGGUUUGGAUGUACUGGGCAAUCCAUUCGGUUUUGUACGUGGUUUGACUGAGGGUGUCACUGAUCUCUUCUAUGAACCAUACCAGGGUGCAGUACAAGGUCCUGAAGAAUUUGCUGAAGGUUUAGCACUUGGUGUUCGCAGCUUAUUCGGUCAUGCUGUUGGUGGGGCUGCUGGUGUUGUUUCUAGGGUAACUGGCACCCUGGGUAAAGGUUUAGCUGCCCUAACAAUGGAUGAAGAGUACCAGAAGAAGAGACUGAAAGCAAUGAAUCAGAGACCUGCAGACUUGAAAGAAGGUUUGGCGCGUGGUGGAAAGGGAUUAGUCAUGGGCUUUGUUGAAGGUGUCAGUGGAAUUGUGGUACAACCCGUUAAAGGUGCCAAGAAAGAGGGAGCUGCAGGCUUCUUCAAGGGUGUUGGUAAAGGCCUUGUUGGAGUUGUUGCCAAGCCGACUGGUGGUGUCAUUGACAUGGCUAGCAGUGCAUUUGAUGGAAUACGUAGAGUCGCUGAGUUCAGUGAGGAAAUACGGCCAUUACGACCACCAAGGUUGAUUCAUGAUGAUGGCAUCGUCAGACCAUAUGUUAAAAAAGAGGCUCAAGGCUAUGGAAUUUUUAUUGAAACUGAAAAAGGCAAAUUUGUUAUCACAGACAAGUACUAUGCCCAUGCUGUGGUAACCAAAGAUGGUCGAUGCGUAUUGCUGGUUACAAAUAGGAGACUACUGUUUGUAAGUAAGGGUGAUCUACUCGGCCAUUGGAACUGUGAGUGGCAACAUACAUAUGCUAUGUUAAAAGAACCCCCAGUGCUGACUGAGAAAGGAAUCACCAUUUUACUGAAGGAUGAUGGCCAGAAGAAAAAGAGAGGUUUCGGGAGUUUCUUUGGAGGUGCAGCCUCAACUGGCAAGAUUGUUACAAUAAGUGAUAGCAAGACUGCACAGUGGCUUAUUGGAAAGAUACAUGAGGCAAUGGCAAAAAGUGGUGUGUAAUGAUAACCUGAAUGUUGAUGUCUCUUUUUUCUACACAACCAAAUCAUGACGUCAAAAGAUCGAUGUCGGAUAAAAAACUUAAUUCCUUUAGUUUUUUUUUCCAAACCCCCCUAUCCCCCACUGAAACUUAAUUGAUAAGUAUUGGUCAUGGCGUCAGACUACAUUCACCAUUAAAUACAAAUUGAUAAUCGAACAGUAGUUGGUUGUCGGGUGGGUGUAAAAAGAUUUUACAAAUGCACCUCAUUUUGACGCACAGAUUUACACUCGAA
Messenger RNA from Saccoglossus kowalevskii, 9672 nucleotides. Its product is annotated as intermembrane lipid transfer protein VPS13A-like. Gene Ontology annotation, biological process: protein targeting to vacuole; protein retention in Golgi apparatus. NCBI's taxonomy places the organism in Eukaryota, Metazoa, Hemichordata, Enteropneusta, Harrimaniidae. The record is from RefSeq and is a predicted model, not a curated record.